Microcebus murinus (gray mouse lemur) is the source of this 1143-nucleotide messenger RNA. It is a transcript of the gene MADCAM1, whose product is annotated as mucosal vascular addressin cell adhesion molecule 1. Gene Ontology annotation, molecular function: integrin binding involved in cell-matrix adhesion. NCBI's taxonomy places the organism in Eukaryota, Metazoa, Chordata, Mammalia, Primates, Cheirogaleidae. Gene Ontology annotation, cellular component: membrane. Gene Ontology annotation, biological process: heterotypic cell-cell adhesion; leukocyte tethering or rolling; positive regulation of lymphocyte migration. The record is from RefSeq and is a predicted model, not a curated record.
AUGCGACGGGACGGGGCGGUCCUGCUGGGCCUGUGCCUGGGCCUCCUGCGGCCGGGCCGGGGCCAGCCCCUGCAGGUGGAGCCCCCGGAGCCGGUGGUGGCUGUGGCCCUGGGCGCGUCGCUGCGGCUCACCUGCCGCCUGGCCUGCGCGGGCUCCGGGACGGCGGCGGUGCAGUGGCGGGGCCUGGACACCAGCCUGGGCGCGGUGCAGUCGGACGCGGGCCGCAGCGUGCUCACCGUGCCCAACGCCUCGCUGUCGGCCGCGGGCCCCCGCGUGUGCGUGGGCUCCUGCGGGGACCACACCUUCCAGAAGACCGUGCGGCUCCUGGUGUACGCCUUCCCGGACCAGCUGAGCGUCUCCCCUGCCACCCUGGUGCCUGGCGUGGACCAGGAGGUGGCCUGCACGGCCCACAAGGUCACGCCUGUGGGCCCUGACACCCUCUCCUUCUCCCUGCUCCUGGGGGACCGGGCGCUGGAGGGGGUGCGGACUCUGGGCCCCCCUGAGGUGGAGGAGGAGGAGCCCCAGGAGGACGAGGACCCGCUGUUCCAUGUGACCGAGCGCUGGCUGCUGCCCCCACUGGGCACCCCCACCCCGCCUGCCCUGCACUGCCAGGCCACCAUGAGGCUUCCCGGCGUGGAGCUCAGCCACAGCCGGCCCAUUCCAGUCCUGCACAGCCUGACCUCUCCUGCGCUGCCCGGCACGACCUCCCCACAGCCCCCCAGCCUGACCUCCCCAGAGCCCCUCAACGCGACCUCCCUGGGGCCACCCGAUGUGACCUCCCCGGAGCCCCCUGACACGACCUCCCCGGAGCCCCCUGACGUGACCUCCCCGGGGGCACCCCGGAAGCAGGGCUCCAUGGGGACUUGCUGCUCUGAGAUCCACCAGGCUGUGCCCACAGAGGCAGGAGUGGCCCCCAAAAGCUCGCCCAGCCCAGGGCCUGCCCAGCUGCCCACGGACUUGUGGAUGGGCAGCGUGGUGCUGGCCCUGCUGCUCCUGUCCUUCCUUGCCUAUCGCCUGCGGAAACGCUGCGCUGCCCGGACCCCGGCUGAGGACCACAGCCACCCGCCAGCGUCUCCGAGGCUCCCCUCCGAGUCAGUCUGGGCCGGAUGAAGGGGACCCACGGGACAGAGCAGCCCCUCCUGA